This is a messenger RNA of Thunnus maccoyii (southern bluefin tuna), 6288 nucleotides long. It is a transcript of the gene ptpn12, whose product is annotated as protein tyrosine phosphatase non-receptor type 12. Gene Ontology annotation, biological process: peptidyl-tyrosine dephosphorylation. Gene Ontology annotation, cellular component: cytoplasm; nucleus. Gene Ontology annotation, molecular function: non-membrane spanning protein tyrosine phosphatase activity. NCBI's taxonomy places the organism in Eukaryota, Metazoa, Chordata, Actinopteri, Scombriformes, Scombridae. The record is from RefSeq and is a predicted model, not a curated record.
CCAGUCCGGAUGUUCCCCAGUAGCGAAUAACGAGCAGCAGUGUGUGUGAAUGUGGCAACCGAGGUAGACAGGGAGGGGUAGAAAGACCGACCGGACCAGGAUUGUUGUCUUUUUUUCUUUAUUUUCCUUUUCUCACAGAACCAAAUGUUCACAGCGCAUGUUACGGCACGGUUGUGAAGUUGUUUGUAGAGCAGAAAAACCAACCGCCGCUGCUUUUCUUCGGGACUAACCGUUACCGUUGUGAAAACAGCCCCGAAGAAAGAAGGAAAGGGAGAAACAACAUGGGGCGAUAAUUUAAAAAAAAAAAGAAAAGAAAGAAGAAGGUGUUGUAAACUGACGAUGACUCCCUGGGAGGAUCCGUGAAGCUUAUUUAUUUUUAUUUAUUCUCCCUCUUCCUUUCCCCCCUGUCUUUUUUUUUUGUUUUAUCAUUACAUUUUUCUCCUCCCCUGCUACUCAGGGAGGUAGUUUUUUUUAAGGAAAAGGGCAACUAGAGGACUGAAAUGAUGGACCAAGCCGACAUCCUGAGAAAGUUUAUCCAGGGGGUGAAGGCCAUGAGAGAAGGGGACGAGGAGAGGGGAGAGGACAACUUCGGCAGCGACUUUAUGCGGUUACGGCGAUUAUCAACCAAAUACCGGACGGAAAAGAUCUACCCCACCAACGUAGGAGAGCGAGAGGAGAAUGUCAAGAAGAACAGAUAUAAAGAUAUACUGCCAUUUGAUCACAGUAGGGUGAAGCUGACGUUAAAAACAACCAAUCAGGACACAGAUUACGUCAAUGCAAAUUUCAUCAAGGGCAUGGAUGGCCCAGAGGCCUACAUUGCAACUCAGGGCCCGCUGCCGAACACUGUCAUGGACUUCUGGAGGAUGAACUGGGAGUACAAUGUAGCUGUUAUUGUAAUGGCUUGUCGAGAGUAUGAGAUGGGAAGGAAAAAGUGUGAGCGGUAUUUCCCGAUGCGAGGGGAGGAGCCCAUGAGUUUUGGCCCUUUCCGAAUCUCCUGUGACUCAGAGCAGACCAGAACAGACUACUUUAUCAGGUGUCUGUCGGUGGAGUAUGAUAACGAAAGACGGAGGAUAACACAGUUCCAUUAUAUGAACUGGCCUGAUCACGACGUCCCCUCAUCAUUUGACUCCAUACUGGAUAUGAUAGGACUAAUGAGAGAAUACCAAGAGAAUGAUGAUGUCCCUAUAUGUGUGCACUGCAGUGCAGGCUGUGGGAGGACGGGUGCUAUCUGUGCUAUCGACUACACGUGGAACCUCCUCAAAGCUGGGAAAAUUCCAGAAGAUUUUAACGUUUUCCGGUUGAUCCAAGAAAUGAGGACGCAGCGACACUCCGCUGUCCAGACCAAGGAGCAGUAUGAGUUAGUCCAUAGAGCGAUCGCUCAGCUUUUUCAGAAACAACUGCAGCUACUGGAGAGUCCCACCAACACGCAGAUACACGAUGGCAUGGAUGAAAGUAGUCCAGUCAAAGCGGCCCACCAGUCAGACGACGAGAGAUGGGACACACCUCCUCCAAAACCUCCUCGCAUACGCAGCACCCAGGUAGAAGGUGAUGUCAAGGAAGAGAUACUCCAGCCCCCGGAGCCUCACCCCGUACCCCCCAUUCUGACCCCGUCUCCCCCCUCAGCCUUCCCCACUGUCACCAACGUACGGCAGGACAACGACCGCUACCACCCCAAACCUGUCAUACACGUCCUGGCUACUGCACAACAUAAUGUGACAAAGAAUCAAGACGUUGACAAGCAGCAGAACCAGUCAGAGCCCAGUCCAAACACGCAGACCAGUCCCUCAGAACAAAAAGACCAAGAUCUGCUAAGUCGAAAACAGCAGACCCAGGUCUCAAACCUAGAUCUUAAUGACAACUAUAACAACAAAUUAUCUUCAACAUCCACAAAGUCAGAAUCGGGCCAAAGCCAGACCCAGACUCCCUCCUCCCCCCUCUCGCCAGUCGUUGAAUGUUCCGGUGCUCCUCGGAUCGAGAGGAAGCUGAGCAUUGAGAUUAAAAAGGUGCCGUUGCAGGAAGGACCUCGUAGCUUUGACACUUCCUCCUCUAUGGGAGUAGCGGGCGGAGUGGGCAGCGGUUCAACCAACAGUGCGGCCAUGCUGCAAAGAGGCCACGCCUUCAAAGCCCGCUCGGGCCAAUCCCUGCUGACGUCUAGCUCCUCGCUGUCGGAGGACUCGGGCACGGAGGGCGGAGCGGGUGGAUGCGGGGAUGGUCAAGCGGAUGGAGGGGUCCUAGCCAGACCAAACCACCUCCCUGUGAAGAGCGAGAAGGGCGACGCGCACGCAGGGGAGAGAGCGGAGCCGAAGGCCGGCCACGCAGCGUGGGCUCAACCGUGCAACAGCCCCGAAAAACACUUCCCAAAGACCUCCUCCUCCUCUUCCUCGUCAGACCGCGUCGCCCCAUCUUCCUCCUCCUCCUCCCACCUCUCCUCCUCCUCUUCCUCCUCCUCCUCCACUCCUGUUAGGACUGCCCUGAGUUUCACCAACCCCCUGCACUCUGAUAACUCGGACGAAGAGGGGGAUGGAGAGAUGUUUGGAGGAAGGGAGGGUUGUCGUACUAAUGUAUCCACGGCGACAGCCAUGGUUACUUCGUCCUCUCACCACGGAGACCACCAGCCGGUCAGGAAGGUGUCGCCCAUGUCGAUCGCAGGGCAGAGCUCUCCGUCACCCACAGCAAACUGCUGGGACAGCGACGACUCCCCCCCCCCCCUCCCCGAGAGAACCCCUGAGUCCUUCAUACUGGCCACAGACCCUUUGGAAGUGAGGACAUCAGCUUCGGCCGAUUGGAGCGGUUCACACAAAGAUGUGUCAGACUGCGUUAAGAAGAUGUCUCCAACUGACCCUGCAUCUGCUGGCACCACGGCAACAGACAGCAAGUCAGACCUGGGGUUCGGUAACCGCUGCAUUCAGCCCAAAGGCCCUCGAGACCCCCCCCUGGAGUGGACAUGAUGGAACGACCCGUCUGUCCGUCCAUCAACAGUCUCCUCCCUCGCCAAGAGAUGGACUCUCUCCUGGCUGGUCCAAAACCAAGUUGAUAGAUGCUACACAGGCAGCAAAGUUUUACAUAGAAACACUUUCUGUGUAACUCUGUGCCAACACGUUCUCAAGACUGAGCACCUCUCCUCUUCCUCCUCUUCUUCCUCCUCCUCCUCUUCCUCCUCCUCCUCUUCCUCCUCUUCAGUCCCUCCUUCAAAGUGCCACUGUGCAAAGCAGAAGAACACUUACUGGUCAAGUGGCUUUUCAAUUUUGGAACGAAGCCCACGUUCUUGAGGUUUUGGCCUCUCUAGACGCUGACCUGGGAUCAGUCUGCUUAUUUCCCUGUUAAUGAUUGAAGGAUAAUUCCUGUUUUGUUUUGUUUUUAUCCCUGUUUUUGGUGACUUAAGAGUAAAUUAGGAAAUGUUCCGUAGACACAUCCUGAAUAUUUAUCCAUUCUUAGACGAAUUGAACGGGGAUGUAGUUCUAGUAAAGUUGUUCUCUUUAAAUAAAUAGGGAGAAAGCUUUCAUACCAAAAUGAGAAAAAAAGUAACUUUUUUUUUUCAUCAUGAAUCAGGAAUUAUCUUUAAUCAGAAAAGCUACUGUGGGAAGCUGAUUUCCUGAGGUUUAACUGAACUCCCAGAAGGUGUCUGCUUGCUCCUACUGGACGAACAACAAUCUUCAAAGCGAACCUAGAUAAUCUGUUACCCAUGAUGCAACCUCUUCUGUCGGGUAUGUACAGGUUGCCCGGGUGCUCUCUCUCUCUCUCUCUCUUUCUCUCUCUCUCUUUCUCUUUCUUUUACUGUAUCUCUGUGUCUCUCUCUCCCUCUUUCUGUGCGCUGGUGCUACAUUACUAAGGAUCAGCAUAGAGACAGAAAGACUAGAGCUGACAUUCACCUGUUUCUCACCUCUUAUCUGCAGUAAUGUCUGCUCUAGUACUUAAUAUUUCUAUGCUGACCUCCCUUUUUUUUUUUUUUUUUUUUUUUUUUUACCAGAGUCGUAGAUUGAUGCAGUUUGGUCAUUCUAGUGGUCAUGAGCAGCCAUAUUGGCUCCGGAGUCCUGCUCUGUGGCUGUUAAAUAGAUGCUGAAUCUGUAGCGGUGGACUUUAUAGUAAAGUUGUCAUUUUUCUGUGGCGUCAGAAUGCAAAGACAUGUGAAAUUGAAAUGUAUGGUGUCAGGAAAAGGUGAAACUAUACAACAUAUUUGGCUUGUGACCCUUUUUAAAGUGAAACAAUCUCAACUUGUUACAGGUUGUUUAUGUCUAAAAGUUGCAAGCAGCUCAACCAAAGAGUGUUGUUCCCUUCUCAAACUCAUUUGAAUACUUUUCUAGAGGCUUGAGGAGGUAAAAAAUAUUCAGUAUUAAGAUAAAAUAAAAUUACAGAAAAUCUUGGCAGCUGCAUCAUGUUAUGUUAAAAGGCAAUUUUCCCUAACUGUGUCCAUUUCAAGUCACAGUCUAAUGAGAGAUUAAAAACACUUUAAGUAAUGGCCAGACGCCUCAGCUCUGUGACUCUGGCUCUCACUGCUGGGACCAUGAGCCUGCCUUAGUCUGCCUCUCAGAGAAGACAGCCAAUGACAGUCCUCCUUAAUUUGGCUUUUCUCUUCGGUUCAUUUCUGCGCUGUCCUGUUGUUUUAAACCUGUCCCUCCUCUUUCUUUUCUGUUCUCCUCCUCCUCCGUCGGCCCUCUGAUGAACAACCAUGCAAGUCGGGGUUUUUUUUUUUUUUUUUUUUCAUGUUAUCAAUCUGUUUACUUCUGAAACUCUUGUGGGACUUGACAGAAGUGAGGGGAAAACCCCUCUAGGAGGCACAACAGUAAGUCUAGUUUCACAAAAUGACUCCUCCUCGACAAAUCUGACUUGUAUGGUUUCUCAUCCGACCGCCAAACUGUGCUUUACAUAUUUCUGUACGUGUGAGACAAUGAUCCCAUAAGACAACAGCAGCUCGGGACCCAGGACUACUGUUUCCUCCUGAUUUUUUUUUUUUUUUUUUUUUUAUUGUUCUCUGCUAACUUCUCCUGCAUUAGCUACCAUAACUAUACAGUAUAUGCAUUGUUUUAUAAAGAUAAAGAACUGUACAGGGCAGUUUAGGUAUAUAAUAUUUCAGAUUUUUUUUUGUUGCUAUUCCUUAAAUAUUCUUAUUAACAGAAGAUGUAAGAAAGUCAGUGCAUGAUGAUGAUUCCUCCCCCCUACACAAUGUUUCCUUCAAACUGUAAAUUAUUCUGCUGCCCUUUGUUUUUGCUUCUGGCAAAUAUUUCAGGGUUUUUUUUUUUGUUUUGUUUUAGUUACAUGCUUAAAAGAUUGAACUUUUUUUUUUGUUUUGUUUUGUUUUAAUUGGUUGGCAGAAGAAAAGCGUUGACUGCCAGCCGGCCCCCUUUCAGAUAGCUACAACGGGCUCCGAAUAAGAUUGUAAUAAUAAUAUUAAUGAUGAUGAUGAUAAUAAUAAUAAUAAUGGUCGUUUUUUUUGUAAAUGGUAUUUUAAAAGUUAUUUUUGUAUACGCGGUUGUUUGUUGCGUCACAAGUCCACUGCUCCCCUCCCAGCCCCCGUUUCUCUCCUUCUUUCUUACAUAUUUUCUUCAUCUCUCCCCCCUUUUUUUUUUUAUUUUAAAAUUUCUCCUCCAUAUGCUACUUUUCCAUUUUUUUUCUUUCUCUCUGUCUCUCAGCUUGCUCUUUUAAUGUAGAUGGAGAUGGAUCUCCUUCUCUGGAUAAAGAGCAUCUCAUUAUUUUUCUCUUAUUUUUACUUCCGCCAUACUUCCCCUGCUGUUUUCUCUCUUUCAUCUUCCUCCCUCCCACCAUCAUUUCUACCUCCUUCAUUUUUAAAAGUUUGUCCUUUCAACACGUCUUCGUGCCAACAGAUUGGUUUGCUUUAUUAAUGCAUCUCUAACUUGUUGGUGGUUCAAAGUAACGUAAUAUAAUACGCUCAUAAACUGACUAAUAGACAUGUUGAGAAGAGACAUUUUUUAAAACUUUAUUUAUAAUUUCUCAUCUGUUUAUUUUUUUUUCCUCAGCCUCCAUUUCUUUCUGUUUAUCCACCACAACUACGCUCAUCUAUCCAACACCCCCCCCCCAACACACGCACACUAGCCUCGAUCUCAGAAAGAGCCCACCUGUGCCUUUAAGAGAGAGCCCGCCCACCCGCCCUCCCCUUUCCCCUCUCCACCAAUCGUCAUUAGCGGCAUGAGCGUGAGCGAUGUGAUUCGCUGCUGCUUGCUCAUUGCCUCCUGUGGGACUCUUAUUCAGCCACAAACCCCCCCCCCUACCCCGUCCCUCCCGUCCCUUCCCUCACCCGUCCCCCUCCUUACACACACACACACACCCCCAAAA